AUGGAUGCAACGAUCGGAGAUCCGACCGUAGCGUCGUCCGUGGAGCGGGUGUUCGAGAGUCAGCUCCUGCCGGGGAUAUGGGGGCAGGUGACCUUCCGGUCGAUGGCCAUCUCGGUGGUGCUCGGGACCGUCUUCGGCUUCGUUGGCCUACGAAUCAUGAUGAAGGCCGGCAUCAUACAGGCGCUGAACUUGCCCAUCAACGUCCUCAGCUUCUUCUUCCUCAAGUGGUUCAUCAACCUGCUGCGGGCCUUCGGCUUCACCACGCUGCCCUUCUCACGCCAGGAGAACGUUCUCAUCCUCACCACCGUCACCACAUGCCUCAACGUAGCAAUAUCCGGUGGCUUUGCGAAUUAUGUGGUCGGAAUGACUUCUCUUGUGGCCAAAUCACUUGGAGUAGAAAAUCCAGACCCAAGAGAUGUUGUUGACAACUUUCCGACGGGACGAUGGAUGUUGUUCCUUUUCGUUAUUAGUAUGGUGGGUAUAAUGACUAGCGUGCCAUUGAACAAGGUCAUGAUUGUUGACUACAGGUUACUUUUUCCAACAGGAACUGUCCAAGCUCACCUUAUUAAUAGUUUUCACACCCCUCAAGGAGCUCACGUAGCAAAGUUGCAGGUUUCGACUAUAUUCAGAUUUUUCCUGGGUAGCUUUUCUUGGACUGUAUUCUCAUGGCUAUAUAGUGCAGGCGACAACUGUGGAUUUGCCAACUUUCCAAUGUUUGGACUAGAAUUAUACAAGCACAGAUUCAAAUUUGAUUUCUCUCCAACAUUUCUCGGCGUUGGAAUGAUUUGCCCACAUGUUAUAAAUCUCGCUCUGCUCUUCGGAGGCAUCGUAUCUUGGGGAUUAGUAUACCCUUUUCUUGAAACAAAACAUGGAGAAUGGUAUCAUACUGAGAGUCCUUCAAGUUUGCAGGGAAUGAAUGGAUACAAGAAGCAUCCUAGCCUUAACUACGAUGAAUGCAAAAGGGUUGAGGUAUUUCUUCAAAAUAAAAUUCCUCUAACUAUAUCAGUGGGAGGAUACAUCGCGAGUGCAACAAUCUCUAUAAUUGUUAUCCCAUGGCUAUUCGAUCAGAUAAAAUUCUAUCAUGUUGCCACAUUGUAUAUUAUUACGCCGGUCAUUGCGUUCGCAAAUACAUAUGCAAAUGGACUUACAGAUUGGUCGGUUGGAUACACUUAUGGCAAGUUCACAAUAUUUGUCGUCGCGGCAUGGAUUGUCAAGGCGGGCGCGGUUGUUGCUGGCCUUGUAGCUUGUGGAAUAAUGAUAGCAGCUCUUCAUAUUUCUUCACAAGCAACACAAGAUAUCAAGACAGGUUACAUGACACUAACCUCAGAAAGAGCUAUGGUAAUUGGGCAAAUUGUGGGUGUAAUCAUUGGUUCUAUUGUUAACCCAUGCAUCUUUCUUGCCUUCCAAAAAGGUGAAAAACCCAACGUUUCUAUUGGAUCUCCAGAAUCACACUUCCCAUGUCCUUUUGCUGGACUAUUUCGUGCCAUUGGGGUGAUUGGCACUGGAGGAGUGAAAGAGCUCCCUGAUUAUUGUCUUGCAAUGUGCUUUGCUUCAUUUUGCAUAACAAUUGCCACAAAUGUGCUUUCAUUGGUAUCUCAGAGAAAAGGUUGGAGAAUACACAAGUAUCUUCCUAAUAUGACGGUGGUUGCAUUGCCAUUUUUUGCGGGGCCUGACUUCACCAUAGAUAUGUGCCUAGGUAGUGCAGUUUUGUUUAUCUGGACUAGAAUGAAUAGUAGAAGUGCAGAUUUGUUGUCCUCAGCUGUUGCAGCAGGCCUUAUAUGUGGAGAAGGACUAUUUGCAUUGCCAUCAGCGGUACUCGGCAUAUUCAGCGUGCAGCCACCAAUGUGCAUGAAGUUCUUUCCUAGUGGAAAAGAAGUUGAUGUGGUUGAUUCGUUCUUAAAUAAUUUGGAGACACCUACAAGGACAUGA
Molecule: messenger RNA, 1929 nt
Organism: Lolium rigidum
Lineage: Eukaryota; Viridiplantae; Streptophyta; Magnoliopsida; Poales; Poaceae
Product: probable metal-nicotianamine transporter YSL3
Exons: 7
Coding region: 1-1929 (642 amino acids)
Cellular component (GO): membrane
Molecular function (GO): oligopeptide transmembrane transporter activity
Source: RefSeq, a predicted model, not a curated record